Messenger RNA from Jaminaea rosea, 1916 nucleotides. RefSeq lists its product as hypothetical. The transcript is spliced from 4 exons. NCBI's taxonomy places the organism in Eukaryota, Fungi, Basidiomycota, Exobasidiomycetes, Microstromatales. Bases 412 to 1578 code for a protein of 388 amino acids. The record is from RefSeq and is a predicted model, not a curated record.
GACUGUUGCCCUUGCUCCUCGUCCAUGGUACUACUGCCGUGCUACUUGCCUUGCGUCAGAUUGAAGGUCGAACGGCACUGCAUCAUCGUUUCUUGCCCAUCACUGGCACGGAAGACGGCCCGUCACCGCACCGCGGCCCGUGCACAACGCAUGGCGCCACUGUCAGCGGCUUCAACGACGCGUGCUCAUGUGCGGCUCUUCAUUGCAUCCACCACGAGCCGAAGGUCAACAGGGCAAUCGAGGCAAAGAGCACAUUCGCCGCCGAGAUGAAGUCAUCGCAAAGAGAGCACGAUUUGCUCUCUUGCUUCCUAACCUUCAACAUCGACCCAACGACCGUGCCAACAGGCCAUUCUCGCUACCACGUACCGCUCGCAGACGCAGCAACGACGCAAUAGCACCAAAGCAGCAAAGAUGCAGUCACGCACCGACUCGCCUUGGGCUGCAGUCAGCACAUUCAUGGCCUUCGCUGCCAUCGUUGCUCCUUUGGCCAUGAGUGCUGUUGCGAGCCAGUCGUGGAACCCAGCUGCGACCAGUUACGAGGCUUCUCUGGCCGCCUUGUCGCCCAAGUGUGCCAGCGCACUCAAAGGCGUCUACGCAGACAAAGAGCUUGACCGCUGCCUCAACUUCAGCGGACAGAGGAACUUCACGCAUCUCUUCUUCGACAACCGUCAGAACCAGAGCCUACUCCAGAAUGCUGCCAUCUUUUCGGUCGACGCCCUCUGCGGUCGCCCCGCCUGCUCGCAGCAAUCCAUCCAGAUCAACCUGCACGCCCUCAGCACCUCGUGCACUCAGCAGGACCUCAACAAGGAGAAGUCACCCGCAGGCUUCCUCGUGUCAGGCAUGUCCUCCUACACCGCUAUCCGCACCGCAGGCUGUCUCACCAACAACACCGCUUUCGAGAAAGCCGACAGCUCAAUCAAUGGCCAUCCGCUCUGCUUUGCCCAACUCUUGGAUGGCGUAGAGAGGACGAAGGGCGUCACAUUUGACCUGCCCACCAUGAAUCUCCUCUUCAAGGGCGACCAGGGACUUUUGGCGAAGGUACUGCGCAAACCUGAGUCAGACCAGGAUCGUCACGUCCAGCUGGCUGCCUUCUGCAAUGACUGCUUGAAGGCAGAGUAUUCAUUGGUCAGGGACGUGAAGAACAGCAAGGUCAAGAAUGACUUUGUCAAGACGGCCAACGAUCUUUGCGGACCCAAUUUCCUCAACGACAAGUACCCACUCCCCAAGACGGUCUCACAGUCAGCAGACCACGACCUCGCCGCAGCAGGCGGAAGCCAUGGUAUCGGGAGCUCUUCUACCACCGGCAGCGGUAUGGGCGGCAUGGACAUGGGCGGCAGCUCUGACCCUGGCUCUACGUCGAGCGCCAAUGGUACGACCAAUGGUGCCGACAACACCGUCCAGUUCAACUCAACUGAUGCUCCGGCCACUACGGAUCCCACUACCAACGGCACGACAUCACAGGCCGCCACUAAGGCUAAUGGGGCUGCGCCUAGCGUCAGACAUUUGCAAACGGGGAUGUUGCUGGACGUGCUCCUCUUCACUGUUGCGCUGGCUGUGGGACCCACGCUCCUCAUCUGAGCGGAGCAGGAGGGGCGAGCGGGUGGCCCAGCUGCUCGUAGCGUGAGCAGAGGGAUACAUGGACAGAUGACAUAGCCUCGCGCCUUCCCUUCUCAAACUCUUCUUUGACUCUGCCCCUUCGAAUUGUGGUCUCGAAUCGUUGAUCAUUCUCUUCACAAUCAAUUCGAAUGACGCCUCAGCUUGCCUGCGUUGCUAAGUCGAAGGGCCACGGCAAUAUGAUGGAGACGGUAAGCACCGACGGCUACGGCCCCUGAGAAAGCGGUACGAAACGCUGCAAUUCAAACGGCUAGCGACAGAGCGGUCCGAUGGUCGACCGUCUGUCAAGCGCACGUUUGUCU